AAUAAACUACAAAACAUCAAUAUGAAAGUACAUAACACUGUUCCGUGGUUGGUUUUGAUUUUGCAUUGUUUAUUUAAACCGGAUGGCUAUGAUUUAUUCACGAGAGGGAAAAGCACAUACAGUAUAUAAUUAAAAUUUGUUCAACUUGUUGCAAUGUAAACAGUCUGUCAAAACUCUUACGAAAUUUCCUCGUCUAUUUUGACAAGGAUAUUUUGCGCAAGACUCUUGUUUGUCGGCUGGAAGUGCUCGCAUGAGGAAAACUCGUUGUUCAAUGGUUGAGAUCUUUGCAAUAUAACUAGAAUUUGUUUCAAUGAGGUGAAAUUAAUCGUUGAGAUAUUAGGAAGAGACGGGCGUAUCUGUGAUUUCGAAGAUUAAUACGGUGUUACGGGUUCAAUAUUGAUAAAUAUGGAUGGAGUGGACUUCAAGGAUACUUCGCCGGAGUUGACGAAAGUGACUCGAAUUGAAGAGGUUAGAAAUGUCAGGUCAGCUGAACAACGUGUGGUGUUGGACAAAAGCAAUUCUCUCGACGAAUGUUUUGGCCCGUCAAAUCUGCCGCCCUCUGGACUUGAAAGAAUGAUUCGACGCUCACCUCAUGUAUCAUCCUUCAGAAAUUACACUUCACCGAGUUUGAGUGCGAGACGUCAUUCUGAUGGCUCGUUUCCGUUCCUGCCAAAGCCCAAUAGCCGAGUCAUGGAGAAGCUGACCCCUCACAGGAUACAACGUUGGUCGUAUUCAUUUUUAGAUCUUCUCGGCGAUCACGUCGGAAUUCAAAUGUUUCUGGCGUUUUUAGAGAAAGAAUUUAGUGCAGAAAAUCUAAGGUUCUGGUUGGCUUGUCAGGAAUUAAAACAGACCCCACGAAUGAACGUUCCUAGUUUAGUAAAUAAAAUAUUUGGUGAUUUUUUGGAUCAAGAUUCCACUCACGCCAUAAACGUUGAUGCGAAAACUUACAAUCACGUCAAACUUAAUCUUUCCAACCCAUCUUACAAUACUUUUGAUGAGGCGCAGGAGCAUAUUUUUCAACUCAUGAAAACAGACAGUUAUCCAAGAUUUAUACGAUCUGACAAAUACAAUCAAAUUCUAAAGGAUACCACUGGAAAAUCACGCAAAAAAUGAAGCGCUUUCAGCUCAACGAAUUCAAUUGAUUACAGUUCAAAGAAACGCAUCAAACACGACUGUUUGUAUGUAGAAAUUUCAAGAUGAUAUAUUAUUUGAUCAUAUGCCUUUUUUGGCAAAAGAACGGAAACACAGUCCGUGGAAGAUAUAAAUGGGCAUAAACAAAGUCAAGUACCGCUUACAGAUAUAAUUCAUGACAGGUAUUCUGCCAUUGCAAAAUCAUUGCCAUUGUUGCGUUAAAUUAGCACUAAAGGAAUCACCGAGCAAUAUUUUUGAUGUUCUUCAACGUUUGUGUUUUUUGGGAUUUAGAAAAUCAUAUCCGAAUGGUAUUUUUUUGGGGAUUUAUAAAUUAUAUUAAGAAAGAGAUUGUAAAUUUCACUCAUUAUUGUACAAAGUGUUAAAUUAAGAUUACGUUUGUUGUUUAAAUUAAAUUUAGUUCAC
Messenger RNA from Dendronephthya gigantea, 1554 nucleotides. Its product is annotated as regulator of G-protein signaling 8-like. Gene Ontology annotation, biological process: regulation of G protein-coupled receptor signaling pathway. The transcript has 7 exons. The record is from RefSeq and is a predicted model, not a curated record. Bases 406 to 1113 code for a protein of 235 amino acids. Lineage: Eukaryota; Metazoa; Cnidaria; Anthozoa; Malacalcyonacea; Nephtheidae.